Messenger RNA from Columba livia (rock pigeon), 1747 nucleotides. It is a transcript of the gene GTF2F2, whose product is annotated as general transcription factor IIF subunit 2. The record is from RefSeq and is a predicted model, not a curated record. Gene Ontology annotation, cellular component: transcription factor TFIIF complex. The transcript has 9 exons. NCBI's taxonomy places the organism in Eukaryota, Metazoa, Chordata, Aves, Columbiformes, Columbidae. Gene Ontology annotation, biological process: transcription initiation at RNA polymerase II promoter; transcription by RNA polymerase II. Bases 224 to 1012 code for a protein of 262 amino acids.
GCACCGGGGCGGGGACUCGAACCCGUAGGCCCGUCGCAGCAAGGGCUCGUCGUCCCGCUCUUGCCCAGCCGUGCUCCGCGAACGGAGAAGGUUUGGCCACCGCGGGCCACCGUCCUCCGGGAGUGCGCUGCUCUGCGGGUCCGGACUGGUACAGUGGCCGCGGCAGCAAGAGGCAUCGUCCGCCCGCUUCGUCCUCCGCCUCAGCCGGGCCACCUGCCCCACCAUGAGCGAGAAGGGCGAGCUGGACCUCACCGGGGCCAAGCAGAACACGGGCAUGUGGCUGGUGAAGGUCCCCAAAUACUUGUCACAGCAGUGGAAUAAAGCUUCAGGAAGAGGUGAAGUGGGAAAGCUAAGGAUUACCAAAAAUCAAGGAAGAACAGAAGUGUCAUUUACUUUGAAUGAAGAGCUUGCAAACAUCAGCGAUAUUGGAGGAAAACCCACUUCAGUCAGUGCACCAAGGGAACACCCAUUUAUUUUGCAAAGUGUGGGAGGACAGACCUUAACAGUGUUCACAGAAAGUUCAGUAGAAAGCCAACCAGACGAAAAAUCCGAAAGCAGCAGCAGUGAUAAACUCGCCUUGGAAGGGAUAGUGGUGCAACGUGCUGAAUGCAGACCUGCAGCUAGUGAAAAUUAUAUGAAACUGAAAAGAUUGCAGAUAGAAGAAUCUUCUAAACCUGUAAGGCUAUCACAGCAGCUGGACAAAGCCGUAACCACAAACUACAAACCAGUGGCUAAUCAUCAAUAUAAUAUUGAAUAUGAGAAGAAGAAGAAAGAAGAUGGAAAACGGGCUCGAGCUGAUAAACAACAAGUGUUGGACAUGCUUUUUUCAGCCUUUGAGAAACAUCAGUAUUACAACAUUAAAGACCUGGUGGACAUAACAAAACAGCCGGUGAUAUACUUGAAAGAAAUUUUAAGAGAAAUAGGCAUCUACAACGUGAAGGGGACUCACAAAAACACAUGGGAGCUGAAGCCAGAAUACAGACACUACCAAGGAGAAGAAAAGAGUGAUUAACAAAAGUCUUUACGACGAGCGAAUUAGUGACUGCACUGAGGGGACCGUGGUGGGUUUACAGACAGGACCGAGCGUAGCGCAAAUUAAAGGAGUUGAUACUUCGUAACUUUCUGUGGCUUCAUUUUUUUUUCCAAUUAAUAUUUCUUGUACAUUUCUGUAAGUGUUUUGUCUUUUGACAGGAAAAAUAUUUAUAGAAUAAACUUUUAUUAGAUUUAUCUUUAUUAGAAUUCUGUUGAGUUCUGAUCUUGCUUUUUCUCGAUGACUUUGAAGGAAAACUUGUCCUAGAGAAACCCGUAACUUUGUGGUUUCACAUUCCAGUAGAACCGGGUCAAUUCCCCAACUCCUGCUGGGAUCUGCCAGGGCUUCACCUGGAGGGCUGAAAAGAUGCACAACCCUUUGUACAGCGGUUGGGUGGAACAGACAUGAUGCUCCCUUUAGGAUCAGGUUUUAGGAGAAGCAGCCACAACCGCGCUGCUCAUCACAGUCCUUAGGCUCCAUGGGAACAAAUCAUCACAGUUAAAAAGCCCUAAAUCGAAGGCAGUUUGAUACACAGGUCAGUGGAAAGAUGACAAUCCCCUCCAGGUGGUUACUGAGAAAAAAAAAUGAAAUGUCUGUCUAUUAGGUACAUCAAGGAAUAGAUUUAUCUUUUGCUUGUUCUGUUUUGGGGUUUUUUAAAAUGAUGUUACCUAUGUUUUCUGUUUAAGCGUACCAAUAAAAACAUUAUUUUAAUUUUUA